Molecule: messenger RNA, 4755 nt
Organism: Rubroshorea leprosula
Lineage: Eukaryota; Viridiplantae; Streptophyta; Magnoliopsida; Malvales; Dipterocarpaceae
Source: the annotation of a GenBank genome assembly
AUUUGAAUGAUCACAAACUGCCAUUAGACCAAUCAAUUUUUGGUCGUUUCGCUAGAAUUGGUCCUGCUCGUGGAAAUAACUGAGCUGACUAAGAAAGAAAUGCAACUCAUGUAAUUCUUUUCAGCAUCUUUAGGUUCGUAUAAUCCUAAAAUCUUCAUUCAUAAUCUAUGCUUCUUUGAUGAGAAAAUAAUGGAAGGCUUUCUGAGGUUUGUUAUAUGCUUAAUCUUGUUCUCCAUUAUAAGUGGAGCUGCUGCAGUAGAUACUAUUGUUCCAGAUAAAUCAAUGAAAAAUGGUGAAACUCUAGUUUCAUCCAAAGGAAGCUUUGAGCUUGGAUUCUUCAGAAGUUCCAACGGUCAGUACUUGGGGAUAUGGUAUAACAAACCAGGAACUCGGACAGUCGUGUGGGUAGCUAAUAGAGAAAAUCCACUUUCUGAUGGUGAAGGGCUUCUGGUACUGGACUCAAAGGGAAUUCUUGCUCUUCUUAAUAGCACAAAGGGUGUCAUUUGGUCAUCCAAUACAUCAAGAAGUGCAGAAACUCCAGUUGCUCAGCUCUUGGACUCAGGCAAUCUUGUAGUGCAAGAAGAAAAAAAUUACAACGAAGAUGACUAUCUAUGGCAGAGUUUUGAUUAUCCAUCUGAUACGUUACUACCGGGAAUGAAGCUGGGAAAAAACUUAAAAACCGGGUUUGAUUGGUUUUUAUCAUCCUGGAGAAGCACAGAUGACCCAGCUCCAGGUAUAUAUUCUAUACGUAUGGAGACUCAAGGGGUUCCACAGCUAGUAGUUGAGAAGGGUCCUAAAAUUCAGUACAGGGCAGGGCCAUGGAAUGGAAUUAGUUUUGCAGGGCGUCGUGCUGAGCCAAAUUCUAUAAUUUCAUCUCAAUAUGUGUCGACUAAUGAAGAGGCAUAUUAUAGGUAUGAGCCUGUAGAUAGCUCAGUUGAAACAAUGUUCGUGUUGAAUUCAUCUGGUCUUUUUCAGUUCUUCUUGACAAGAGGGAUUCAUGAUUGGGAGCUUCUGAUGGUGCCUGCAUUUGAUGUCUGCCAAACAUAUGCCUUCUGUGGAAAAUUUGCUAACUGCAAUUUCUAUAGAUCUCCUGUAUGUUCAUGCCUGGAAGGCUAUUUGCCCAAAUCUCCAGAAGAUUGGAAUUCAGGAAAUUGGUCUGGCGGGUGUGUUAGAGAGACACCCUCGGAUUGUGAAACAGAUAUGUUUCUCAAGCAUACAGGGUUGAAAUGGCCGGAUACAUCCAAUUCCAAGGUAAACAUGACAAUGAACCUCAAGGAAUGUGAGCAAAUGUGUUUGACAAAUUGCUCCUGCACAGCAUAUACAGAUGCAGAUGUCAGAUUUGGGGGAAGUGGCUGCUUGAUGUGGUUCGGUGACUUGAUUGAUAUACGAGAUCUCACACCGGGAGGACAAGACCUCUAUACACGGCUGGCACGUUCGGACAUGGGCAAUGAGCUAAAGGUUGGUGGCGGUGGACGCCGAACCACCUUCACCAUCUUGGCUAUGGCUUUGACCACCAAGCACCUCAAAUUCUAUUCUCCUCCUACUCUCCUCCAAGUCCUCUCUCAACCCUUUCUUCUUACUUCCAAAAGUCUAACAAUUGCAUCAGACCAUGACCGCAUUUAUGAUAAAUCAAUGAAAAAUGGUGAAACUCUAGUUUCAUCCAAAGGAAGCUUUGAGCUUGGAUUCUUCAGAAGUUCCAAGGGUCAGUACUUGGGGAUAUGGUAUAACAAACCAGGAACUCAGACAGUCGUGUGGGUAGCUAAUAGAGAAAAUCCACUUUCUGAUGGUGAAGGGCUUCUGGUACUGGACUCAAAGGGAAUUCUUGCUCUUCUUAAUAGCACAAAGGGUGUCAUUUGGUCAUCCAAUACAUCAAGAAGUGCAGAAACUCCAGUUGCUCAGCUCUUGGACUCAGGCAAUCUUGUAGUGCAAGAAGAAAAAAAUUACAACGAAGAUGACUAUCUAUGGCAGAGUUUUGAUUAUCCAUCUGAUACGUUACUACCGGGAAUGAAGCUGGGAAAAAACUUAAAAACCGGGUUUGAUUGGUUUUUAUCAUCCUGGAGAAGCACAGAUGACCCAGCUCCAGGGCGUCGUGCUGAGCCAAAUUCUAUAAUUUCAUCUCAAUAUGUGUCGACUAAUGAAGAGGCAUAUUAUAGGUAUGAGCCUGUAGAUAGCUCAGUUGAAACAAUGUUCGUGUUGAAUUCAUCUGGUCUUUUUCAGUUCUUCUUGACAAGAGGGAUUCAUGAUUGGGAGCUUCUGAUGGUGCCUGCAUUUGAUGUCUGCCAAACAUAUGCCUUCUGUGGAAAAUUUGCUAACUGCAAUUUCUAUAGAUCUCCUGUAUGUUCAUGCCUGGAAGGCUAUUUGCCCAAAUCUCCAGAAGAUUGGAAUUCAGGAAAUUGGUCUGGCGGGUGUGUUAGAGAGACACCCUCGGAUUGUGAAACAGAUAUGUUUCUCAAACAUACAGGGUUGAAAUGGCCGGAUACAUCCAAUUCCACGGUAAACAUGACAAUGAACCUCAAGGAAUGUGAGCAAAUGUGUUUGACAAACUGCUCCUGCACAGCAUAUACAGAUGCAGAUGUCAGAUUUGGGGGAAGUGGCUGCUUGAUGUGUCUAUGCUUCUUUGAUGAGAAAAUAAUGGAAGGUCUUCUGAGGGAUCUUAUAUGCUUAAUCUCGUUCUCCAUUAUAAGUGGAGCUGCUGCAGUAGACACUAUUGUUCCGAGUAAAUCAAUGAAAAAUGGUGAAACUCUAGUUUCAUCCAAGGGACGCUUUGAGCUUGGAUUCUUCAGAAGGUCCAAGGGUCAGUACUUGGGGAUAUGGUACACGAAACCAGAAACUCAGACAGUUGUGUGGGUAGCUAAUAGGGAAAAUCCUCUUUCAGCUGGGGAAGGGGUGCUGGUACUGAACUCAAAGGGAACUCUUGCUCUUCUUAAUAGAACAAAGGGUGUCAUUUGGUCAUCCAAUACAUCAAGAAGUGCAGACAGGCCAGUUGCUCGGCUCCUGGAGUCAGGCAAUCUUGUGGUGCAGGAUGAAAAAAAAUAUAACUUAGAGAACUAUCUGUGGCAAAGUUUUGAUUAUCCUUCUGAUACAUUACUACCGGGAAUGAAGGUUGGAAAAAACUUAAAAACUGGGUUUGACAGGUAUUUAUCUUCCUGGAAAAGCACAGAUGAUCCAGCUCCAGGUUUAUAUUCAGUACGUAUAAUCACUCAGGGGGUUCCACAAUUAGUAAUUGAGAAGGGACCUAAAAUUCAGUACAGCCAAGGGCCAUGGAAUGGUAUUGCUUUUGAAGGGCGUACUAGUAAGCUAAAUCCCUUAACAUCCCCUCAAUAUGUGUUGAAUGAUGUAGAGGUAUAUUUUAUGUACGAGCUUAAAGAUAGCUCAAUUGAAACAAGGUUGGUGUUGAAUUCAUCUGGCCUUGUCAAGAGCUUUCUAUGGAGAAAUGGAGAUCAUGAUUGGAAGCUUGGGAUGAUGCCUUCACCUGACAUAUGCGACCAGUAUGCCUUCUGUGGAAAAUUUGCUAAGUGCAAUAUCAAUAGCUCUCCUGUAUGUUCAUGCCUGGAAGGAUAUUUUCCCAAAUCUCCAGUAGAUUGGAAUUCAGGAAAUUGGUCUGGUGGGUGUGUUAGAGAUGCACCCUCGGAUUGUGGAAAAGAUGUGUUCAUCAAGCAUACAGCGUUGAAAUGGCCAGAUGCAUCUAAUUCCACAGUAAACAUGACAGUGAACCUCAAGGACUGUGAGGAAAUGUGUUUGACGAACUGCUCCUGCACAGCAUAUACAGAUGCAGAUGUCAGAUUUGGAGGAAGUGGCUGCUUGAUGUGGUUUGGUGACUUGAUUGAUAUACGAGAUCUCCCAUCAGUAGGACAAGACCUCUAUAUACGGCUGGCACCUUCAGACAAGGAUGUCCAUCAGCUUAACUUUCAAUCUUUCAGCUCAUCUUACGGGGACAAAGAGAUUGAAGGAGUGGAAGAAAGCAACAUUCAUAGCGAGCUUUGUCAUGAUUGGCACAUUAAUCCUAAUAUUGGGCUUUGUUUUCUGUUUAAGGAAGGAAAUACACAGAAAAGGAGAAAGGAUUACAUGAAUGAUGGAGAAGAGGAAUUGAUGUUGUUGCCGGUGUUUGAUUUUGAAACUAUAGCUAGUGCAACAAAUAACUUUUCAAGCAAUAACAAGCUGGGACAGGGUGGCUUUGGUCCUGUGUACAAGGGUACAUUGUUAGAAAAGGAGCAAGACAUAGCAGUGAAGAGGCUAUCAAGGAGUUCAGGACAAGGACUUCAAGAGUUCAAGAAUGAAGUUAUCUUGAUUGCAAAGCUUCAGCAUCGAAAUCUUGUUAAGCUUCUUGGUUGUUGCAUUGAAGGGGAUGAAAAAAUGUUAAUCUAUGAGUACUUGCCAAAUAAAAGUUUGGACUACUUUAUUUUCGAAGUUCUGAGAUGCAUUCAUGUUGGACUGUUAUGCGUGCAGCAAAGACCAGAAGAUAGGCCAGACAUGUUAUCUGUGGUUCUAAUGUUGAGAGGUGAUAGUGCAUUGCCUGAGCCAAAGCAGCCUGGGUUUUUCACAGGAAGGAAUCCUUUUAUGGUUGAUUCUUCAGGAAGCAAGACUGGAUCAGGUUCAAUAAAUGAGGAUUCUAUCACUCAGUUAUAUGGACGCUAGAAGGAAAAAAAGGUAGCAGAAAAUGGAACUCAAAUAUCAGUAAUGAUUAUAUGCCAAAGUCGUAACUUGUAAGGGUUUUAUUUUUUUAUUUUUUAAUAAUAAUAAUUAUUAUUAUUCGUU